AACGGAAACAAGCUGGUAGGAACGUUCACAAGCAGCGUCCCUACUACGUUCAUGUCAAUGUCAGUCUGGAUAAAGAGAGACAGUGGCGGCACAGGGGAAUUAACGAUCUCAGUUCGAGGCAAUGCCAGUGACAUUAUGUCUGUAAGGCUUUCUGAGAUAGUGACAGUAAAAAGCGGAAAUAUUGAAGCAUCUACGGCGUUCAUUCUGUCAAGCACAAGGUGGACGCAUUAUGUCGUGGAGCUAGAUUUCACAUCAUACGUGCUAACAGUGUUCAUAGACAAUCUUCAAAAAAUCAGAAAGGUCGGUCUCACGCCCUUAUCUAUAACGUCUGGAAGUGUCCACAUGUCGUCUACCAAAGAUGCAGGUGUAACCUUAUCUGGUUUGACGUUUUAUCCACGGAAGCUGUCUGCUGAAGAAGUGGCCAUGUAUAGCACCUCGUGCCUCAGCAACUCGUCAGACACGCUUUAUUCAAUGGUCGAUGUAGUACAAAACAUUGUAGACGGUCUCGUAAUCAUCAGUCCAUCAUCUUGUGACCCGUUCGAUGAGUGUGCAACAGCGCCUUGCGGUAAUCACACCUGUGUGAACGGUAUGGGGACGUUCAUGUGUGUGUGCAGUGGGGGAUGGAGUGGAACUCUGUGCGAGAUGCCACCUGACUUCUGUCUGAAUCAUGACUGCAAACACGGGAUCUGCGUUCAAGGAAGCGGAAAAUACACGUGCAACUGCACUGACUUCUACACUGGCGGAGACUGUUCGAUUCCACCUGUAAAUGGGGGCUGGUCUUCAUGGAGCGACCGGUCAGGAUGUGGCGUCACCUGUGGAGGCAGUACCCAAACACGUCAGAGAUUUUGUGUAGAGCCGGAACCAGGACCGGGAGGUCUAGACUGCACGGGUUCCAAGGAAGAAACGCAACAGUGCAAUGUAAUGGACUGCCCUGACUAUAGGAAGCAAUAA
This is a messenger RNA of Dreissena polymorpha, 951 nucleotides long. RefSeq names its product slit homolog 1 protein-like. Lineage: Eukaryota; Metazoa; Mollusca; Bivalvia; Myida; Dreissenidae. Gene Ontology annotation, molecular function: metalloendopeptidase activity; calcium ion binding. Bases 52 to 951 code for a protein of 299 amino acids. The transcript is spliced from 6 exons. The record is from RefSeq and is a predicted model, not a curated record. Gene Ontology annotation, biological process: extracellular matrix organization. Gene Ontology annotation, cellular component: extracellular matrix.